Molecule: messenger RNA, 1422 nt
Organism: Sparassis crispa
Lineage: Eukaryota; Fungi; Basidiomycota; Agaricomycetes; Polyporales; Sparassidaceae
Product: Protein OS-9 homolog
Exons: 6
Coding region: 1-1422 (473 amino acids)
Biological process (GO): endoplasmic reticulum unfolded protein response; retrograde protein transport, ER to cytosol
Cellular component (GO): endoplasmic reticulum lumen
Source: RefSeq, a predicted model, not a curated record
AUGCUCCCAGCCCUCCCAUCAUUUCUUCUCCUCUCUAUCUGCUCCCCUGUGAUAGCCCGUCUGCAUCACUCGCUUGUUCCAGAAGACCCAUACGCCUUCCCCAAAUUUCGCGUCGUCUUCCUCAACGGUCUCCCCGUCCUAAACGAUACCGCCGAGCGGUGGCUGAACGACGGUCUUCGCGGCGGAGAACCCGAGUUUCUCGACCAGACAUGGAGGGACCCGCAAUGGCAGGCCUCCCAGUUCAAAAGCAUUGAGGGUGCUGAAGAUACGAAGUCCCCAUCGGCUCCAGCUCCUCCUCGUGCCUCAGAUUUCACACUGCAGCAUCUGAGAUUGGGUGCACUCGCUUCUUACUUGUGCUUAAUCCCCCCACCGCCAGAAGAGAAUUUCUCAAUCCCUGACGAGCCGCAGACGGACGUCACACCGGUGCACAGCUGGUCGCUGCUACAGCCUCUGGCUGGGACAUGUCUAUUCCAUAAGCAAGGGUGGUUUACGUAUUCCUACUGCCAUAAUCUACAUGUCCGCCAGUUCCAUGAAUUGCCGCAUCAAAAUCGUGUAGGUGGUGAAUACCAGCCUGAAGAGGACAAUGAGUGGGAAUCAUAUACUCUGGGCAAGGCCCCUCCCAGCCUGGAAGGAGGAGCUGACCUAACAGUCGCUGAACAGGCUGCCGUAGCAGCGAAUGUAGAGCUCGCCCGCGGCGCGGGUUCACGAUACCUGGUGCAGCGCUGGGGAGACGGCAGCUACUGCGAGAAGACCGGCAGACGUCGGGAAAUUGAAGUUCAGUUCCACUGCUCGAUGACCAUGCCAGACACGAUACUUUUCGUGAAGGAGACACAGACAUGCCAUUACGUCCUGCACAUCGCCACGCCGCGCUUGUGCGGCGAGCCUGGGUUCAAGUCGCGCCACGAUGCCCGCGAGGAGGCAUAUAUCCGCUGCCGGGAGGUGGUCGACGCGGAGGAAUACGCGAGUAUCGACAAGACCGUGCCCCCCGCAGACCACCCGACCAAGAAGCCAAAGCACCGCAAGCAAAUUGUGGCGCCCCCACCACCCCAUGCGGGUGCGGGCGUGGGGCAUGGUUCCAUGGGUCACAACGAUGUUUUCCGGCGCGCGCUGGAGCACAUCCUGACGCGCGGCGAUUUGAAGAGCGGGGACCCGCAGGUGGUCGUCGAGCAGCCGGACGACGGAGAGAUGGAGCUGUUCAUCGAGUUCAUUGAUAACGACUUGAACGGCAACGGCGAUGGCCAUGGCGACGGCGAUACAUUCACUCUCAGCGGAGAUGCAUUGGCGGACGUACUUCGCGCGGCGGGAUAUGAUAUUAAGGGUGAAAAAGACGGCGGUUCUGCGAAGAGGAAGACCGCAGCGAAGGUCGAGGACGCAGAGGAAGCCACGGAGAGUAGAACGACGCAGCGCCGAGACGAACUCUGA